CAAGUCAACGUACCGGAAGUUGCCCGACCAGAAGAAGUCACUUAACUUCGUUUUCACCAUGUUAGUUGCAAUGAGAGCAACUCUGGAGGAGCCACGCUGUCUCGCCGUGACCGCCAGGAGCACCGUUUUUCUCUGAGACUGCAGCAGGUGAGCGUCUUGGUGAGAGAAUGGAUGGAGUCAGCUGGAGCACCACAAGGUCUCAGGAGUCGUUCAGCCGCUCCACAACAGCAGCAAACACACUGUCCAGACUCGCCAGCUUCAUUGCACGCGCCGAAACAAAACCACAAGCUCAAAACCAGCGGCAGCAACCAUCCCAGCCAUCCACAUAUGUUUGUCAGGAAUGUGGUAAGAGUUUCCCAUAUGCAGAAGAUCUGUUGCAGCAUCAGGAAUUAAAACACACACUGCCCAAGCCUCACAGAUGCCCCAGUUGUGGGCAGGAGUUCUCCCUGAGGUCGUCCUUACAACUGCAUAAAUGUGACCAUGAUGCCAUUCGAUGUGAGUGUUGUCAUGGGUCACGGCUUGGUUCUCCGUGUCCUGCAUGCACAACUCGGACAUCAACUCCUGGCAGGCUGCAGGAUAAGUCACUUCACCGACAGCCUCACCUCUUGGACAGCAAUCCUUAUGCAUGUGCGCCAUGUGGGAGAGGCUUCAGCCAGAAACAGGCCCUGCUGCAGCAUCAGCAGGCUGGCUGCAGUGAGCCACCAUCCCCUUCAAUAAUAGUCAAUGCUAGUAACCUUCCAGAUGACUCUCCACCAAUCUCAGAGGGUGACUCCACUCGCUCUGAUUAUUCAGACACUCCAGGGCCUAGUUGCAGAGCUUUUGAUGUGUGCCGGUUCUGUUCAAGAAACUUCAGGACUGAAGCUGCUCUGCAUCGACAUAUACAGAACAACCACGCAGAGGAGGAGGAAAACACCAAAGGAGACAGUGCUGAUGAAAAGGCAAGGAGUGCCAAGGUCAAUGGAAAACCAAAGGAACCAAAAUCCAAAAACAAGCUUCUGGAAUGUCGCUCAUGUGACAUGGUUUUCAGGAGCACGUCUAAACUGUAUGUACACAGAAAAGAUAAACACAGCAGACAGAAAACUAUCAGGAGAGAGCCAAGGCCAUCCAUCAAAAAGCGUAGGAAAGGAGACGCGUAUCCAUGUGUGGUUUGUGGCAAAGUCUUUUUCCAUCAUUUGUCACUUAGGGCACAUUACCGACGGCACACAGUCUCAAGCUUGCCUGACUUAGAAAACAGUAGCCCAUCUGUGGAAUGUGCCACGAAAGACCCCAACUCAUCAGAAAACAAACCAAAUAAUGUCAAAACAAAAUUAGAAGAUCAUAAGACAGUCAAGCCUGCCCCUGGAAAGCCUAAGAAGGUGUCCAAAGUCUUAACCAAUUUUGAUGAUGUGGGGACUUGUAGAAAAGUGCCUGAACUGGAGGAUGAACUGGAGGUGGAAGGGGAGUUUCCCUGCCCUUCUUGUGCAGAAGUUUUCUCUCUGCAGUGGCAGCUGAAGGAGCACGUGGAGCUCCACCAGUCCUCUGUCAGGAGGAGACAAUGCAGUGUGUGCGCUGACGAGAUGGACAACUGCAAAUGGCCAGGCUCGAAGAGGCAGAGACUGUACCACUGUGUGCCCUGUCAGCAGGGCUUCUCCGCACUGGACUCUUUCCUAGAACACUGUCAGGAGCACCUCCGGGCCCGAGUGGAGGAGGACAGAAUCUCCGAGGGUUACAACACACACCAGGUCAGCAAAGCCUGAGAUGGGGUUUCAAUGUCAUCAACUGCCUUUGAAGAGUUCGACAGCAGAGUUUGAAAUGUAUUUGAAAGUAACUAGUUCAAUGAAUUUGCAUUCAUCCUAUACCAACCCUGAUAUAUUAAUGUUCUCCAUGCCAACAUAUCAAGGGUUAAAGAGAUUAAGUUUUAACCCUCUUACUACAAAUUACAUGUGUUCUGUUUUCUCUGUAGCCAGGGUUCUUCAGUUCAGUGUGUUCACUGUGAAAAUGACUUUGUUUGAUUGGUCUUUGUAUUGAUCAGUGUUCGUCAAUGCAAACUCUUAAUUUGAACAUUCACAACCGGCAUGUUUGUGGGAUGUUCCACCAUAGCAGCUGUGUUGUAGUCAAAUCCAGAUGACACAAGUGUGGGUGUUUAAUGAAUGCUACACAAUCACUAGCCCAUCUAUUGGACAAAAACACAUUUACAUGUAUUGCAAUCCAACAGUGCUGCUAUAUAAUUAUUUGUAAAGUUAGCAUUUUUGGAACUGUUAAAUUGGGCACGAGUCUAUGCUGUUUGGCAGCAAAUUCUGGGAUCGUUCUUCAGUUUAUUAAAAUUAUAAAGUAACAGAUCAACUCAAUCCUUCAAGGGAAAGUUUUGGUCAGUGACAUUACAGUACAGUAACAAACGUGUGAUUGAUUGUCAUGCAAGUGAUGAAUUACUUGUUGGAAUCCCUGUUUUCAAAUACAUUUUUAUUUUUUGUAUCUUGAAUGCUAUUGAAGCCAAACAGUAGCGUGUUUCUGUAUCACAAAAGAUUACCUGUGUCCUCUGCUGUAUCUUUUUUUUUUUCCCCCCCCUCACUAUGGGCAAUAAUUGGUCACUGAUUGGCCGUAACUCUGUUCUGUCACUUGCUUUAUUUUCAGUUGUGUAUCUUUCUAGCACUGCUUUGAGUGUUAGAGGAGUGUAAAACAAAGUAAGGUUAAUUGUUAGUCAUGUUGAGCAUGAAAUGAGAGUUUCCAUGGCACAAAGGUGGCCCUCCUUUUAACUUGGCAACAUGUGCUGAAACGUACUCUCUGCUGGAAAAAGUUAGAUGUUUCACUUUAAAUCACCAGUAAAAAUGUCUCACCCUU
Messenger RNA from Cololabis saira (Pacific saury), 2817 nucleotides. RefSeq lists its product as uncharacterized. Gene Ontology annotation, biological process: regulation of DNA-templated transcription. Bases 168 to 1736 code for a protein of 522 amino acids. Gene Ontology annotation, molecular function: DNA-binding transcription factor activity, RNA polymerase II-specific; RNA polymerase II cis-regulatory region sequence-specific DNA binding. The transcript is spliced from 2 exons. The record is from RefSeq and is a predicted model, not a curated record. NCBI's taxonomy places the organism in Eukaryota, Metazoa, Chordata, Actinopteri, Beloniformes, Belonidae.